This is a messenger RNA of Conger conger (European conger), 4437 nucleotides long. RefSeq names its product beta-1,4 N-acetylgalactosaminyltransferase 1-like. Gene Ontology annotation, cellular component: Golgi membrane. Gene Ontology annotation, biological process: ganglioside biosynthetic process. Gene Ontology annotation, molecular function: hexosyltransferase activity. The coding region runs from base 420 to 2054 and encodes 544 amino acids. The transcript has 11 exons. Lineage: Eukaryota; Metazoa; Chordata; Actinopteri; Anguilliformes; Congridae. The record is from RefSeq and is a predicted model, not a curated record.
ACGUUGUAUGGCUCACAUUAUUAUUAUUUCUUGUUGCUGAUGAUGGUCAUAAUUAUGUGUGGGUGUUCGCGUGUGUUAACUAUUAAUAUAUAAAUAACUGUAAAUACUCCUAUAGCCUGAACACGUCUUGCUUAGACACCACGCAAGUGUAUUAGUAUUAGAUGCCAUGGGAAAGUCUUACCAGCAGGGUAAAUUCGACCAGACCAGUUCGACGAAACGCAGAGGCGGGCAUUUGAUGGGAUAUUUUUUACAGUUUACAAAUGUAUACAAUAGCAUAUUAGUCGCGAUGUGUGAUCAGUUAGAACAGUGGAUUGUUUAAUCUGAAUGCCAGCCGCGAAUGAUAUAAAAGGAACUUCGUUUCAGAGGUCGCAAAUAGAAGAAGAGCACUUUCUGAGUUCUAUCAUCUUGUGUUCACGUAAAUGAGCGCUGCUGCCAAGAGUGCCAACGUCCUCCUGAUGCGCUUCCUGCGGAGGAAGCUGGUCCUGGUGACCGUGGUGGCCUCUGUGAUUUCAGUGUCCAUCCUCUAUGUGUCAUGGACGCCCUGGGGCCGCACCACCGUGGAUGUUAGGCCCAGUCCUGGGAGCGCAGUGGAAGGUCUGCUGAAGAAGAGGCUCCAAGACUGGGGGCUGAAAUAUGACAGCAUCCCCUUCCAGCUCAAGGAGAGCGUGACCAGCCGCGUGGCCAGCAACAGCUGCGUCUGCCAGGCGGAACCCAAUCCAGUCAACGUGCCACUCAUCAAGCUGCUGUUCUCCAGCGUUUGGGCCAAAUACACCGUCUCGUCCUUCUCCGCUGCUGAACGUAGCACCAUGAAGGACAACAGGGCCCAGGAGUACCAACGCUACCAGAGGAGGUCCCAGAAUGCAGCUGACCUCCUCAUUGUUGCUGAAGCCAAUAGCCCCCUGCAGUUCCCUACCCAGGGAGUGGAGGUCAAUCCCCUGGGAACUAUUCUGAUCCCAGGACUAGGGAUUCAGGAGCCACCAAGAGAUCUGCACUUGGUAAACUUCACUGCUGCAAUGGGAACAUUCGACGUAGCGGCUAAAGUGGAGGGGGUCAAGGUCGAAGGUGAAGGGGGCUCGAACCUGACCCUCUCCAGCGGUUUCCUGGCCAACCUGAACCGACAGCUACAGUUCAUCACCUACACCAACACCCUGUUCCACCCCGACACGGCCGACACAGUGCAGUUCAGCUCAGGUGGCCAUCGGUCCGUCUUCAUCAUCAGGAUCCGACACAGGGUCUCCCCGAGACUGUAUAACACAGGCCCCAAGGGAGACUACAACAUCACUGCCCUGGUCACUUUUGCAACCAAGACAUUCAUACGCUAUGACAAGCUCCGGGACUUGAUUGACAGCAUACGCCUCUACUACCCGACCGUCACCAUAGUGAUCGCAGACGACAGCGAGCUCCCCCAGCCUGUGAAAGGCCCCUACAUCGAGCAUUACAUCAUGCCCUUUGGGAAGGGUUGGUUCGCGGGGCGGAACCUGGCUGUCUCCCAGGUUACCACCAAGUACGUGCUGUGGGUGGAUGACGACUUCAUCUUCACGGCCAACACCAAGGUGGAGAAGCUGGUGGACAUUCUGGAGAGGACCACGCUGGACCUGGUGGGCGGGGCUGUGCGGGAGGUGACGGGUUACACCGCCACCUUUCGGCAGACCAUCAUGCGAGAGUCAGGGGGCGCGGAGGGGGACUGCCUCCACAUUCGGAGGGGUUACCACCACGUCAUCCAGGGCUUCCCCAACUGCGUGGUCUGCGAUGGCGUCAUCAACUUCUUCCUGGCCCGAACCGAUAAGGUCCGGCAGGUCGGCUUCGACCCGCUGCUGGCUCGCACGGCCCACCUGGAGUUUUUUAUUGAUGGGCUUGGCUUGCUUCAUGUUGCCUCCUGUGAUGAUGUCAUUGUCAGCCAUGCCUCCAAGAUCAAGCUCCCUUGGGGCCAAUCAGAAAGCAGCAAGGCUUAUUCCAAGUUCCGCUACCCGGCAAUGUCCUAUGACACCAUUCACCUGAAGGAUGGUCUCUUAUACUUUAAAAACGGCAUCCAGUGCAUGAGCUCCAAUCCCUGAGUCCCCAUUGCCCCUCCCCCUUCCAGUUGCCAAGGAGACACCAUGUGCCGGAAAUGCCAGGAAUUCUUACAUUUGUAGUACCAACAUGCGAUCAUUUUAACCAGUUAUGCACUCUCUAAAUGGAACUGUAUAUACCUGCACUUCUCCAUCACGACUGCUGUCUGUUCUGCUUCCGGUGGUGGAAUGUCCUGUGGAUGUCGGAACGGUCUUUGACCAUUUUCAAGCUAAGACUGAAGACUCUGGAUUAGAGCGUCUGCUAAAUGCCUGCUAACUGUACCAAAAGACCUUUCGUGACCCAUACCAAGAGGCAUAACCGUGGUCCACUAUGGGUUCCAGAUGUACAUUUUUGAACGAGGUUCAUUUUGCUAUGAUAGCUGCUAGUGACAGGAAAGGAAUACUGAAGAAAAACGGACAUUUGUUGAGACUAUAUUUUACUGCAGUCAUUUAUUUACCUCUCAGGAAGGAAAAUUGCCAUCAGAUUUUUACAGGAUAUGUUUUGUAUAUUGAGGUGUAUGUUUCAUGUACAUCUUUUUUUAUUGUUUGAUGUGAAUUAAGUUUAUCAUGAGUUCCUGAGUGCACAUACCGUAUAUUACAUAUACAGUACUGGCAAAUGAAUACAAGCCAAUAAUAUGAAAUAAAUAGGCAAAAAAUGUUGCUAUGAAUAUUAGAAUUUUAUAUACAAGAAUACUGGUUAAGAAAUAGAUUUUCAAGCUGAUUGUAAAAUUUUGAAAGGUGUAUCACUUGUUUAACACAAAUGCAAAUUUUUCUUUUUCUUUUAUGUCGAUAUUGCAUUCAUUACAUAUUGAGCCAAACUUGUUACAAAAUAUUGCACUGAUCAUCAAGUGCAAUAUUUUGUAACAAGUGCCAGUACUGUAUCACAUAUAUUUAUUUGAGAAUUUUUGGAGUGUUACCCGAUUUUUUUCUCAGAGGGUUAGUGGAGUUCCAGUGGAGUUUGGCAGAUACAAGCUUAUGCACUGCUAACCAAUGGAAGGUUCAAUUAUCGCACACUAAAAUGUUCAGUGUUAAUUAAACUCUAAAAGAGUAAUUGAUUCCAAAGGGGCCCUAUCUGCUCUGUAAGAGUUUACUAACACUGAACAUUUUACUGUGUGCUAUUUUGCGCUUUGGCCACUAGAUGGCAGCCAUAGAAUACACAACGAUCAUAAUAUUCUGCCCAUAGAGGACCUAUGUAUGGACUGUGUGUGAUUUAUAUUGUUUUGUUUUGUUAAUUGAAAAAGCUUUAUAUGUAUUUUUACGUUUUAUUUUCUCAUACUGAGAAAACAGGUUUUAUGAUUGUACUCCCAUCGCACAGUCCAUGCAGUGCAAGGUGUGCACGUUGUGUUAAACUUACAUUUACUGGCAUGUGACUGAUUUGGUGUCUGUAAUGUAGAAUUGUAAAUGCAGCCUAAGAAAAUAAGAAUAAUGUUGAGAAUGUACUAUCCUUACUUAACAUUUAUCCAUGGUGUCCCUGAUCUAAAUCAGUCCGUGGUUGGAGGGGAAUAACUGUGGCUCCCAAGAUCUAAGGCAUUGUGCAAUUCUCCAGAAGCCUACAUCCUGCACUGGUUAUUUCAGUGAUGGGCAACGAGGGCCUUAUCUGCCUAAUUGGUGCAUAUGCCUAAUUAGCUGAUUGAGCCAGGGUAACUGGUGGCACCAAAAUUCUGCAUACACACGGCCCUCCCGGACUGGAGUUGCCCAUCCUUGCUUUAUCUAUACCCCUGUGAGCUUCUGCACAAUGCAGUUCAUGAAUUGACCGCAGCACCCAAAUGGUUAUCACAUUGGUCAAACUGCAGCUCACUGUUGUACUUCUAUAAAACUUUUUAUGUUAUUUUAUUUGGGAUUUAUGGAAGCUUUGCCAGUAUGGAGAUCUUUGUAUAUACCCGAAGGCAGGUGAUUUGAUUUGUACAUGCAUAUGCUGGAAUUACUCAAUGUUGAAGGUGAUGUGUUGUGAAAUAAACUAGAUGUUCUCGAAAGCCAUAUAUCCACAGGGGGAAAGAAUAUGUGAGCACACUUACUGCCCUGGUAAAAAGCUCCGAGCUUGUUAUGUUUGGCUUUUUAUUUGUUUUAAAUAUCACUGUGUCAACAAUUAAACAUGACCAAGGCGCAGAACAGGGCAUUCAAUUGUUAAAUUACCUUUGAAGGGUAUAAUAAUGGCCUUAUAAUAUAAUAUUAUAGUAUAAUAAGGCACUAAUAUAAAAUAUGAUUUUUUUCAUGUUUACAAAAAUAUGUGUAUUUUUCAGUCCCAUUUUUUGACAUCCUUUAGUGGUUUAGCAGAUAUUCACGGGUUUAUCACUUUUAUUAUUUUACAUUCAUCUGUAUUACCUGGAGAGUUGUGUUUGCCUAGUGCCUUUGAUUAAAAAUGGAGAAAUAAAAAGUAAGUUAAAAUGUU